Messenger RNA from Adineta steineri, 2721 nucleotides. Lineage: Eukaryota; Metazoa; Rotifera; Eurotatoria; Adinetida; Adinetidae. The record is from the annotation of a GenBank genome assembly.
AUGGACAAAAGAAAUCCACCACCAUCCAUGAAAUCUAUUGUUGAUGCCGAAACAAAUCCUUUUGUCGUUGGUAGCAAAGCAACAUUAACACCAUUCUCCGACAGAAGAGCAGCUUUAAGACAUGUCGAAAAUGAAACGACACAAACAUUAUCGAACAAUUUAAGUACAUCUUACCGAACCAAUAGUUUUGCCCAUAAAAGUAUAUUGAAGUUUCCGCCGAUCUCUUCUGAAAAAAAAUACACAGAGUCACGGACAGAGAAAAUGAAAAAAUCAUCAUACACUCAAUCCAAUAGAAAUGUCCAAGCUAACAAUCAUAUUUCGCUGCCAAUUUAUUCUCCAAAUGUGGCAAGAAAAGUGUCAUUCGCCGAACAAAGUACAUCUCUCUCGAUAAAUACUAUUGCGGCUGAUGAACAAAUCGAGCAAAUAUUAGAUCCAUUGGAAAGUGUAAUUAAUACAACUUCAAAUAGCGAGCAUUCUACAUUUCCAUUACAGAUUCCAUUUAUGUGUGAUUUUAGAAUUAUUUGGUUAGAUUCGAAUUAUACUAAGUUUAAUGCAGAUUUUAAACAUAUGAUUGAUCAACUUCGACCUAUUAUUGAUGUCAUUAAUCCAUUUACGGAUCCUGAAAUAUGCAAGGAUUUUAUCAAGAAGAGAACAGAUGAAACAAUCUUCUUAAUUGUGUCGAAUGAUAUAGAACAAUCGAUAAUAUGUGACAUUCAUCAAAUACCUCAGAUCCAUUGUAUCUUUAUAUUCUGUCAAAAUAAACCAAAGAAGACACGUUGGAUAAAAAAUUGGACAAAGAUAAUCGGUUUUUUCAAGUGUAUUAACGAGAUUUAUGAAAAAAUCAAAAAAGAAACUCAACGAUAUCGUCGUGAUUCCAUAGCCAUUAGUAUUGCAAGUGUAGAUUUAAAUCGUUUCGAUUCAUCAUUUAUGUAUACAUUGAUUCUUAAAGAAAUACUUUCUGAAAUGACCUACGAUGUUACAGCUAAGAAACAAUUGACUCAAUUCUAUCGAGAAUAUUAUUAUAAUGACCCAUGGGUACAGAAAGACAUUGACAAAUUUAACCGACAUUAUAAGUCACAUACACCAAUCUGGUGGUACACUGGGUUCCCAUUUAUCUACGAAAUUCUUAAUGAAGCACUUCGAUUACAAAAGACGGAGAUCAUCAUUAAAAUGGGCUUCUUUAUAAAAGAUCUUCACAAUCAAAUUGAACAGUUAUAUACGCCAGCGACUAAAAAAAUUAUCGUUUAUCGAGGUCAAAGACUGUCGUAUGCACAUUUUAAUCAAUUACGCACAUUAGAGGGUGGUCUAUAUUUCUUCAAUUGUUUCUUGUCGACAACUAGCGAUCGACAAUUGGCUCUUGCGCGAGCUGAAAGUUCCCUCUCCACUGAAGGUUCCAGACAGAUAGGUAUUCUUUUUCAAAUAACUCUAGAUCCAACUGUUGGUACUGCAGCUCCAUUCGCUUCAGUAAAUAAUGAAGGUUACUAUUCUGACAAAGAACAAGAAAUUUUGUUUUCAACACACACAGUAUUUCGUAUUGAUGAACUGAAAUCAAUUACUGAUUACUUGUGGCAAGUAAACCUUUCAUUGGUUAAUGACGACGACGAUGAUUUGAUGAAAAGUAUUGAAUACAUGCGAAAUAUGACACAAGGAACAACUGGAUGGGAUAGACUCGGUAAGUUGUUAUUGAAAAUGGAUAAAUUUAAGGAAGCUAAAGAAGUCUUAGAAGUGUUGAAUGACAAUUCAAAUGAUAACGAUUUGGAGAGACUUGGUCAUCGUUACCAUUUAAUGGGUCAAGCAGAAAAUAGUCAACACAAUUAUAAGCAAGCACUCUUCUUCUACGAAAAAGCUUCACAAAUUUAUCAAACUUAUUCCAGUGCUACUCAUUUAGAUAUGGCUGUAAUUUAUAAUGAUAUCGGUUCAGUAUAUAAAAAUACUGAACAAUACAUAGAAGCACUAAAGUAUUUUCAAAAGGCACUUGUUGAUCAAGACAAAUCUAAUCCUUUAACUUACUCAAAUUUGGUCCUUAUCUAUAGUAACAUGGCUGAAGUAUACAAGAUAAUGGAACAAUAUUCAGAUGCUUUAAACAUUCUUGAAAAACUUUCGGCUAGCUAUAAACGAUCAUCAGUUCUUUAUGAUUAUCCAACUAUGUCUAUUAUUUAUAUUAGUAAGGCUGAAGUAUAUUUUGAUAUGGGAGCUUAUUCGGAAGCAUUGAAAUUAUUUCGAAAAGUAUCUAAUAUGUAUAAAUAUUGUCAUUUACAAAGUUGUGUAGAUAUAGCUAAUGUUUAUAAUCGUAUUGGUGAAAUCUAUCAAAGAUUGAACGAGCAUCCCAUGGCAUUCGCAUACUAUGAACGAUCACUUCAAAAUUAUUACAUUGAAUUGCAUAUUUUGUCCAAAAAAUUACCAGUAAAUGAAUCAAGUUUAGCUAUACUCUAUAGUAAAAUAGCUCAUGUACAUACAAAUAUGAGCAAUUAUUCAAUGGCACUUACACUAUAUAAAAAAACACUUGAAAUCUUAGAAAGAUCUUCCGAAUUAAAACAACCAGACUUAGCAUCGACACACGUAAAUAUUGGUCACAUAUAUAAAAAUAUGGGUAAACAUGACAAAGCACUUAUAUCAUACAGACAAGCUAUGAAAAUUGCACGACAAUCAUUGCCUGAUAAUCAUCGUCAGUAUUUAAUAUAUCAAAAAUACGUUACAGAAUUCCAACGAACGUUUCAAUGA